CUACAUAUCACAACAUUUAAAAGUUGUUUAUUUUUUGAACACAUUAAAAACAUUGUUUAAUUUUGUGCAGGCUAUUCGUUUUUUUUUUUAAAUUUAUAUUAAUAAUAAAUUUUACUAUUAUUUGUAUCAGUAUGCAUUGCGAUUGCUGAACUCGAACUACUAAUAGUACCUAAUCCUGUUCUGAGCACCCAAACUGAUAGUUAAAAUUAUUAAUUUGUCUUAAGAUUUAGACAGUUUUCUGCAUAAAAAAAAAAAAAAACUCUUGUGUACACACUCUAAAGAAAUGGCUGAUGAAAUUAAACCUUGUGACCAUGUGUAUGUGAAACAGGAAGAGCUACUCCUCCCAGACGAAGAUACCACGGUUGUCGUCAAAAAAGAAGAAGAGGAGGAACCGAUGAUUGAUUACAAUGCCAUGAUUGCUAUCAAAGAAGAGGGACUGAAGAUUGAUUAUAGUUCCGAGGAUAGUUGUCAUAUAAGUGAGAAAUUCCAUCAAUGUCCACUCUGUGAUUAUAAAUCCAUUAAUUCUCAUAAUUUGAUAAAACAUGUAAUAGAGUCCGGUCAUACACUUGAGAAACACAAUAAAUGUCCUCAUUGUGGUUAUAAACGUGUUAACUAUCAUAACUUCGAAACACAUAUAAAAUCCUGUCGUACAAUAGAGAAGCCUCAUAAAUGUCCCCAUUGUGACCACAAAUAUAUCAAAUCUAGUUAUUUGAGAAGACAUAUCAUGUCCCGUCAUACAGUGAUUAAGUCACAUCACUGUCCUCAUUGUGGCUAUAAAUCUGUUUUAUUAUGUAGUUUAAAAACCCAUAUAAUGGCUCAUCAUACAUUUGAGAGGCCUCAUCAUUGUCAGCAAUGUGACUAUAAAUCUGUUUCGUCUCGUAGUUUGAAAAAUCACAUAAUGGCUCGUCAUACAGGUGAGAAGCCUCAUCACUGUCAUCUCUGUGACUAUAAAUGUGUUUAUUUUCAGGGUUUGCAAAGACACAUAAUGUCCCGCCAUACAUUUGAGAAGCCAUAUCACUGUCAUCAAUGUGACUAUAAAUCUGUGGUAGCUCAUAAUCUGAAAAACCAUAUAAUAGCCCUUCAUACUCGUGAGAAGCCUCGACGAUGCCCUUAUUGCGACUAUAAAUGUGUUUUAUCUCAGGAUUUGAGAAAUCAUGUAAUGUCCCGUCAUACAUUUGAGAAGCCACAUCACUGUCAUCAAUGUGAAUAUAAAUCUGUCACAUCUACAGCAUUGAAAAAUCAUAUAAUGACCCAUCAUACAUGAGGAGCCUCGCAAAUAUCCUAACUAUAAGUCUGAAACAUCUUUUAAGUUGAAAAAACUUAUAAUGGCCUGUCAGACAAGUAAGAAACCUUAUUAAUUUCAUCAAUGUGACUAUAAAUCCGUUUCAAAUACUAUAUUGAAAGCAUAUAUAAUGGACCAUCAUACAGGUAAUAAGUCUCAUAAAUGUUCUCAUUGUCACUAUCAAUUUGAAACGUCUGUUGAAUUGAAAUACAAAAUUUAACAGUUCGUAAUACACUUGAGAAGCCUCAUCAAUAUGGAUGACCCAUUUUGAGCAGAACUAAUUUCAUUAGAAUAAAAUAAGACUAUUGAUUUUUUAUUCCAAUAGAAUGUAAAAUAUUAUCGCUUAUGAUAUAUGAAAGAAUUUACUCACAACAUUCUCAAUGAUUAAAAUUCUCAGAUGAAGUGUCGUAAAUAGUAAAGAAGAGAUUUAUAGGAAUUGAGAGACUGCAGGUUACUAUGGAAGUGGAUUUUUAAAAUUAAGGAAUGAAUUGUUCACUUUGAGAGUAAAUUGUUUAAGUUAUAUUUAAUUCAGUUGGCUUAAAUUAUUAUUGGAUUUGUUAUGAUUUUAUGAUUAAAUUAAAUUAAAGACUGACAAGAUUUCAGAUAAAUGACUAUAUAACUUCAGAUUGGUGAAAUAAAAAAUGUUCUAUUUAACAAAUGCAAUUUGUGAACAAUGAUUCAUAUCAUUACAAAUUAUUAAGAAUUAGAAACCCCCAUAAUCUGCAUUUUAUUUUACUUUUUUCCUACUUAUUUAUCAUUGGAUAUAAAAAAUUUCAAUUUUUUUCCAACUCGAUUUAAAAAAAAAAUUACUUCUUUCUAAUAUUUGAAGUUUAUAAUAUAUAAGAGUGGAACAAAAUAAGCAAUCUGAUUCAAAGAGUUAGUCAUAACAAAGAAGAAACGAAAACUGGACUGAAUUACAGUGGUGGAAUUGUUAAUUAAAUUUUGAUUUUGACUGUAAGCCUGUAAAUCCGGCUUAUCAAUGUUAACCUGAUUAAUAAUAUGUUCACUUCAUACACUGAAAAACAUAUUUUUCCAUCUUACAGGAGAGAAACCUCAUAACUAUCCUUAUUGUGAAUAUGAAUAUGUUACACCUCAAGGUUUAAAAAAUUAUAUGAAGAUCGAUCAUCAUCAUACUGAGAUGAAGUAAUCCCAUUACUGUGACUAUUGUCUGUUGAAAAGUGUGAUUUAAAAUAACUAAGUCUUCUUUUAUCAGUGAUAGACCUCAAAGCAGAAUAAUAGAUGACAGUGUGGCAUUGUUACAGAACAAAAAUGAGGUCAUAAGAUAAUGGCCUAGCAUCUACUGUGUUGAGAGAACUUGUGUGAUAACCUUAUUAUAUAUUUAAACUUAUUCAAAUCAUGUGUUAUAACCUAGCCUACCAGUUAGUUUCAGAUGCAUGAAAGACUAGUGUGAUUGUUUAUAGUUAUUAUAGUUAAUUUCUAUAAAUUAAAGUGUUAUUUACUUAGUGUAAUUUUAUAGAAUUUCUGUUAAUAGAACCAAAUUCUAGGAAUCCCACAUGUUCUCUACAUCAAAUUUUAAGAAGUUACAUUAAAUAAAUAACAAUUUUAUUUAUAUAAAUCAACCAUAAUCACACUAAUCUUUUAUGUAUCUUACAUUAACUUGCUAAGUUACAAUAAUCAAAUUUAUAACAUAUAUUUUUAAUAUAUAAUAAGGUUAUCACACAUGUUCUCUAAAUGGUCUUUUAAUAAAAACAUUGCAAUGUCCAUUUGAUUGUUUUCUAUUCUGUUAACAUCAACAAAAUACCUAAGUGUCCUGUAGCUGUGAUUGAAUGAUUUUUCAUUUGAACUGAUUUAAAGAAUAAACGUAUCUUCUGUUGUUAAUAAUAGAAAUAAAAAAGAAAAAUAUUUUAUGGAGUUUUCCAAUUUUCAACCCAAACAUGUGGAUCAUCGUCAGAGCAAUGGUUUGAAGGUCAGACAAGCACUGGCCACUAGAAGCAAAAGUGUAUAAGUGUAAAAAAAUACUUUUGAUUAAACAAUGGUUAAUUGAUUAAUUAACUCUCUCCUGUAAUCGAAACAAAUUUUUUAGACUUAUAAAUCUAUAUAUAUAAAAAUGAAUGUAUGUCUGUCCGUCUGUUUGUCCUUGGUGCAUUACUAAACCAUUCAUCCGAUCUCCAUGAAACUUUGGGAAGUUGUUCCAUACACUCCUGGGAAGGUUUCUGGCAUAUUACUUCUGUCUUACGAUAAUUUUAUAUAUGUAAAAAAAAUAAAAAUGUAAAUGUUUUUCUGUUCAAAGCCGCAAAAAAAAUGUGUCGCUAUAAGCUGUAGUGCAAAAACGGCUUUACCGAUUUUAACGAAACUUGUCUAAAGUCUUCCCCUUGAAACCCUUUUCAAGAUAACAUACUUUCCCGAAAACAAGCUGAAAAAUGUUACGAUGUAUUCAAUAUUUUAUUUGACCAUAACUAAAAAAGUACAGAACUUUU
Nezara viridula (southern green stink bug) is the source of this 3720-nucleotide messenger RNA. The record is from the annotation of a GenBank genome assembly. Lineage: Eukaryota; Metazoa; Arthropoda; Insecta; Hemiptera; Pentatomidae.